Molecule: messenger RNA, 1310 nt
Organism: Planococcus citri (citrus mealybug)
Lineage: Eukaryota; Metazoa; Arthropoda; Insecta; Hemiptera; Pseudococcidae
Product: UPAR/Ly6 domain-containing protein crok-like
Exons: 3
Coding region: 193-642 (149 amino acids)
Biological process (GO): sleep; positive regulation of voltage-gated potassium channel activity; regulation of synaptic transmission, cholinergic
Source: RefSeq, a predicted model, not a curated record
UUGUGUUUAUUUUUUCAAAAAAUUCAGUUUUUUAUUCAUAAUCGGUUGUAAUUUUUUCAAUUAAUGUGAUGAUUUAAGAUUAAAAUAAAUUAAAUGAUUUUUGUUAAAACUACCAUGUGUAAAUGCUCAAAUAUUCGAAAUUGUAUGUGACUUGCUUGUAUAAUUUUCUCGUCAUAGUUUCCUCUUUCAAUUAUGGCCAUAAAUCUGACGACUCACUUUGCUAUUUCAACCCUAGGAUUAAUUAUCUUCUUUACAACGUCUAGUUAUUCCAUUCGUUGCUGGGAUUGUAAUUCCAAUACUGAUCCAAAAUGUGCGGAUCCGUUCGAUAACAGCACAGUACAUAUGAAAGAUUGCGAAUAUGCUGCUCCACUGCCUCAGUAUCCCAACGUUAAAUCAACCAUGUGCCGGAAAAUACGACAAAAAGUGAAUGGAAAAUGGAGAUAUUUUCGAGACUGUGCUUAUUUGGGAGAACCCGGUAUCGGCGGUGAUGAACGUUAUUGUUUGAUGAGAACCGGUACACAUAAUAUCUUUGUAGAAAUCUGCACCUGUGCCAGCAGACAUGGCUGUAAUUCGGCUUCUUUAUCGUUAUAUUCCGUCGCUGUGCUGUUUGGAAGCAUAUUAUGCGCUUUUUAUUUGAGGUAAUAUUUGAAAAAUUGAACACCGUUGAAUGGGAAUUGAGAUCUCUAUUGAAAUAGGACUUUCUGCUCGUAUAGAGGUUGUGAAAUGAGUCACCGUGAUCGUUUCAUACGCACUUAUCAUUUUUGUAUUAUGAACUUACACGUAAUAUUUAUUUGUACAGAAUUGUGAUAUAAAUUACUACCGAUGCCUUUUUUUUAAAUCGAAAAAGUUCGCACAAACAAGUUCUGGCAGCUUUUCUCAAAAUACAGGAUGUCCGAUUACUUGUGCUACUCUGUAAAUUCCAAAUUUUUCCCCUUUCUUUUUUAAAAUGAAAAAAACAAUUUUGGAAAAUCAAAAGCAGCAUAAAUAAUCGGACAUCCAGUACAUGUUUAUAGUGAUUUUUUUAAAAACCGAAGCAGUAUUUUUUUAAAUUGAUUUUUUUAUAGCCUCGUAUUAAAUUUUUUAUGUUACGAGUUGAUCAAUUUUUUUCAAGUUGAGUUUUUAAUUACGACAGGUGCGUUUUCACCUGGUGUCCCUUUUUUUUUACCAUGAUUUUAUAAUUCUCUGAUUAUUUAUUCCGUCCACUCAUGUGAAGUAUAAUGUUGUAUGAUUGUACUUUGUGUUCAUAUUUUUUGUACUGUUCGUAAUUUUUAUACAACUAUGAUUAAUUGAAUAAAGUUUUAAUUUUUAAA